Molecule: messenger RNA, 1329 nt
Organism: Aspergillus neoniger CBS 115656
Lineage: Eukaryota; Fungi; Ascomycota; Eurotiomycetes; Eurotiales; Aspergillaceae
Product: intradiol ring-cleavage dioxygenase
Exons: 3
Coding region: 157-1329 (390 amino acids)
Molecular function (GO): oxidoreductase activity, acting on single donors with incorporation of molecular oxygen, incorporation of two atoms of oxygen; ferric iron binding
Source: RefSeq, a predicted model, not a curated record
AGCCUGACGGCCACGCCAGUAUGGGACUGGAUGACGCGGCUAUAGAAGAGGCAUCAACAAUGUCGAGCAUAAAUAUCAUGACCAUCAGCCACGACUCGAAGGCCAUCAACAGCACGAUCGCAGCUCAAUCACCUCGUUCACUCAAAUAGCUUCAUCAUGCAUGUCUCCAAGCUCCUCACUCUCACCGCGGCCACUCUGGCUUUCGCCCACCCCGGCGAGAAACAUGACCAUGAGGCCGUCAAGCGGGAGAUUCGCCUUCGCGAUGCCCUUGCUGAGCAGGCCAGACAUGGUGUCAAUGCUUGCUCCAACAGCCACCAGGCUAGACAGGUUCAACAGCGCUCCGUCUCCCGCCGCGCUAACACUGCCCGUGAGCUGCGCUCCAAGAGGGGCGUGACUGCUGCUCCCCACAAGUUCCGCCGGAACCUCGCGGCUCUCGAAAAGUGGGAAGCCAUCAACCACAACAAGACCGGACUCCUUGACUACUCCCCCCAGACCUCCGAGGCCGACAUCUUCGGCGCCAACACCAGCUCCAUCCUCACUCCCACCAUCACUGAUGGCCCCUACUACGUCUGGGGUGAAGUGAUCCGUCAGAACGUCAAGGAGGAUAAGUACUGUGAUGGUGUCGACCUCUUCCUCGAGGUGCAGUACAUCGAUGUCAACACUUGCCUGCCUGUGCAGGGUGCUCUGGUCGACAUCUGGAACGCCAACGCUACCGGUGUUUACAGUGGUAUCUCCACCAGUGGCAACUACGCCGCCGACGGUUGGGACUCGACCUUCCUCCGUGGUAUUCAAGAGACCGAUGAGGAUGGUGUUGUUACCUUCCAGACCAUCUUCCCCGGUCACUACGACGGCCGCGCCAUCCACACCCAUCUCCUGACCCACCUUAACUCCACCAUCAACCGCAACAACGGCACCCUUCAAGUGGGCACUGGCAGCGUCGCCCACAUCGGCCAGCUCUUCUGGAACGAGGUCCUGCGUACCGCUAUUGAGAACACCUACCCCUACACCACCAACACCCAAGAUAUUACUAGCAAUGCCGACGACAUGUGGAGUGUCGAGCAGGCCUCCAGCGCCUACGACCCCUUCCCGGAGUUCCUGUACCUCGGUGACAGCAUCGAGGACGGUUUGUUCGCCUGGAUCCAGAUCGGUAUCAACACCACUGCCGACUACACCGACAACUCCUACUACAGCAUUGCUGCUUACUACGAUGAGAACGGCGGUCACGAGAACUCGGACAGCGCUGCCAUGGGUGGUGGCUCUGGUGGUGGUGGUGCUCCUUCGGGUUCCAUGUCCAUGUCCGGUGCUAUGCCCUCUUCUACCAGUGCUUGA